Penaeus indicus is the source of this 1267-nucleotide messenger RNA. RefSeq names its product shematrin-like protein 1. The record is from RefSeq and is a predicted model, not a curated record. Bases 268 to 927 code for a protein of 219 amino acids. NCBI's taxonomy places the organism in Eukaryota, Metazoa, Arthropoda, Malacostraca, Decapoda, Penaeidae. The transcript has 5 exons.
CCACAUUCGAUCAGUCACAGGACCUCGGCCUUAAACAGAGGACGUGAGUCUUCUCUCUGCACAAUUCGUUACCGAGAGAGGAAAGAGGGGGGAAAUAAAAUUGAAGAUUGAUAAUAUUGCAAUAUUUCGAGGAUCAUUUGGCUCGUUUUUUGGUGCUUGGAGAAAAUUGAGGUCUUUGCAAUCAUGGAGUGAUCUUUGCGCAAAGUGUGGAAAGAAAGGAGAGUGGGAGAGUCUUUAGGAGAAAUAAGGCGAAGAAAAGACACGAAAAUGAUUCAAAUGCGAGGAUUUUCCAGCCAGAACGCGGUGAGACUUAUCGCCUGUGUGCUUGCAACGUUAAUUCAACCGGGUCAUUCCUUCAUCUCCCUGAGCGACAUCAGCCCAGCCCUCGAGAGGAUGGCUUCCUACGGCUACAGUAUGCUAGGAUACGGUCCCCCUCCAUCCUACGGCGAGGAUGACCUUGAAAUUUACGAGGUCGACGGACCUCUCUGGGAUGGCCACAUAGCAGUCGGUGACUUCAUUUCCCCGAUUGUGUCAGCUGUCAGCAACUCCGACCUGGGAUUCGGGGGGGGCGGGGGAGGCUACGGCGACGAGAGGGUGGUCAAGGGCUACGACGGGCGUUUGGGCGUGCGAGUGGCUGUCCCUUAUUUGGGAGACUUCCAGGUGACGAGAGAAUUCGGGCCGGGGAAAUUUGGGCCUCAUUUGGGCCCCGGCAAGUACCCAUACCCAGGGUACUCGAAGGACUCUUCAGGAUCCUACGGCUACGGGGGCCACGCCAGCCACGCCAGCCACGGUAGCCACGGCAGCCACGGCAUUCCGAUCCCGAGCCUGCCCUCAGGGAAGAAGAAGAAGAAGAUUAAGAAGCUGGGUAUCAAGGCUUUGUACAAGGGCUUGAAGAAUUAUCCUUGGCACGGAAGGAGGAGGAGGUAGAUGCUGAGGCUCGAGGAGGAGGGAGAUGAAUAAGUUCGAGGAGGAGGGAGAUGCUGAGACUCAAGGAGGAGGGAGAUGCUGGGACUCAAGGAGGAGGGAGAUGCUGGGACUCGAGGAGGAGGGAGAUGCUGAGGCUCGAGGAGGAGGGAGAUACUGAGACUCGAGGAGGAGAGAGAUGCUGAGGCUCGAGGAGGAGGGAGAUGCUGAGGCUCGAGGAGGAGGGAGAUGCUGAGGCUCGAGGAGGAGGUAGAUGCUUGAGCCUCGUGGAGGAGGGAGAUGCUGAGACCUGUUGGCUUGGCUUGGGUUAUAAGGCAGAGGAUGGAUGAGCUCCAGGGGUGUC